This is a messenger RNA of Aspergillus candidus, 4104 nucleotides long. RefSeq lists its product as uncharacterized. Bases 1 to 4104 code for a protein of 1367 amino acids. NCBI's taxonomy places the organism in Eukaryota, Fungi, Ascomycota, Eurotiomycetes, Eurotiales, Aspergillaceae. Gene Ontology annotation, cellular component: membrane. Gene Ontology annotation, molecular function: protein binding. The transcript has 4 exons. The record is from RefSeq and is a predicted model, not a curated record.
AUGGACUCCCCUAAGAUCAUCCUCCGCGAUAACACCGCCCCGUUCCCUCGAUACUCCGACAGCGAAGAUCCCUCCCGGGUAAAGACAAAUCUAUCGGGAGCGUCGUCAAGCCGGUGGACGAGACCUUCGGUCCGAAAUUCUCUGAGAAAGCGAAAAUACGCAAAGUGGCAGCCGCGCCGGCUGGGACUGGCCGACGACAGCGACACCGAUCGUUGCGGGCCAGACCCCCAGGAACCGACCGAGUCCGACACCCAGCUGCAAAUCACCACAGAAGAUUCCCGCAGCACUCAACCACUCUUCCCCCAGCAAACCACCGAGUCCAACAAUGUUGAAACGACCGACUUCGCCCCCACACCGCCAGAACAAGCCGGCGCAGGCGCGGGCUCAGUCCAGGGAUACUCGAGCGCCAUCGCCGUGAAGAACGGCAGCACCCACAGCGAGCUGGACAUCCUCUACGAAAACCAACGCGGCUGGUUCUUCUUCGGCAUCCCGCUCUACUCGCACAGCUCGCUGCUCAACCUGGACCCCAGCGCCUGGGUCACCCAGGACAUGCGGUACAGCCCCGUCAACAUCACCGACGCCCAGCCGCCGGAUCCCAGCUGGGUCUGGGCCUGGCGCACAUGGUACGUAGACAUGUCGGGCGAUGUCGACGAGCAGGGCUGGAAGUAUUCCUUCUCCUUUUCCUCGUCCGCCUGGCACGGCACCCAUCCGUGGUUUCACUCGUUUGUGCGUCGCCGUCGCUGGGUGCGUCUGCGUACCAAGCGGGUUGUGGAUAGGCGUCGUCGGGGGCGAACUGGGCUGGAGGCUGCCCAUAUGCUUAAUGAGGAUUACUUUACGAUUCACUCCGCCCAGAAGACGGCUAACCGCGCGUCGAGUUCGGAGCCUGCUUCGCGCGUCACGUCUGCGUAUUUCAGCCAGGUUACGACGCAUGAAGAGGAGGAGUCUCCGUUUGAGGAGAUCUGCAAUAUCCCGACCUUGUUGGAUGCGUUGAAAGCGGCUGUUGUCGAUCGAGAGAAGAUAGAUGCCCUUGAUCGGUUUAUCGAGGAGGGCGGCGAAGAACUGUAUUACCUGGAGGAAAAGGUUCCCGAAAUCAUGUCCACCUUCGUCUUCCAAAUCUCUCGCUGGCGAUUCCUCAACCAUCUUACCCGCAUCAUCGACGAUUUGUCCAGACAGAUCCCCAAAUCGGAAAGCACCGUGGAAGCAGAAAAGCUCCAGAGGAAGCACAAUUACCUAUCCAAGGCGAGUAAAAUGAUGCGACACCAUCUGACAGGACCGGAAGUCUUUGAUCCUCCGGAGGGGGCAAGGUCGUCUGAAGACCUGCUGGAUUUGACCCCACGGUCGGAAAGUAACAGCAUGCUGAAAAGGCAUUCGAGAAGCAUCCGGUUCAGACCCAUGGAUGACGGCGGGGAAAUCAAAGGUAUCCCCUCGGCAGCGGAGGUUGGACGAGAGGGUCAUAUUUACCGCUUGACUUCUCUCCUCUACACUAUCCCUCCCCCCCUCUCUCCCUCCCUCUCCCUCCCUUCUCACCCGGCCUUUUCAUGUGUUGACGGUCGGAGCCCGUCGUUCUCUAUGUUCGCGCGUGGCUGCCCGCGUCUGGGGAGGCUUGAUCUAUCUGCCGUCUUGGACAGCGUCGCAGCUAACCCUGAAGAACCUCUCCUUUUCCUCUACCCGCGUUUGUCCUCCACGGCCUGGCAGCAGCGGAGAUCGAUCUCCUUCCGGACAACCCAUUCCACACCGACAGGACGCCCAUCUCGAUCAGGGGGACUCGUGUCUCGUCCACCGCCGCGGAGGUCCUCGUUUGGGAGCUCGAAGAGACGAUGGAUCGCUUCCGACACUGCUAUCGACGCGAACGCCGUACAUUCGGCAAAAUCGUCACCACAGCAAUCCCCUGCACCGACGAGCGCUGGCGGUAGCGGGAAAGAGAUCCGGGAAGAACGUGACGAACCCGACGCAAAGAACUCCAACACUUCGGAGAAGAGGAUCCCAAAAUCAGCGAACUCGGCCCGUCGCCGUGGAGGAAAGAUAGAGACCAAGGAGCGUCAGCCCGCAUUCGACGCCUUUUCCGACUUCAAGACUGCCCCUCAACCCUCUCCGAACGAAUCACAAAAUCCUCGAAAAUGGCUUCUUGGGCGGGAGAGACGCAUGCUCCGGACAAGUGCGUCUAGGAACCCGGCCCCCAGCAGGCGUGCGCCCUUCAAGCAGCUUUCGGUGCAGGACCGGCGCAAGCUCCAAUGGCGGUUGCGCAUGAACAGUGCCCAGGACGACCGCACUCCAACGGAUGAAUGGGAGCAGUGGUUGAAAUACCGGGAUGUGCUGGAACGGCAGCAGCAGGAAUCCCGUAUGUGGGCCAGGAAGGCCACCCGGCAAAAGGAACUGCUGGUGCCGGAGGAGACGGUAGCGCUGCUGGCCGGCGUGACGGAAAUGCACACGGAAGAGAAUAUCUGGUACGUGCCGGUCCACAACGGAUGCAAGGUACAUGUGUUACACCCGGCCGAGGGCAAAGGUCGACACCGCAAGGUGGUCCUCUCUGGGUCGGAGCGAGUCGUGGAGUUGGUUGGUGACCGGAUUAUGCGCGCCAUCAACCUGCAGGAAGGGGGAGAUCCUCUAAUUGAUAUCAGAAAGCCGGCGGUGCCGGUGCUCCCUUCCCGGUAUCAUUCCUCUCGUCGGAAUGAAGAUCUGCCGCUCGUUCGCGGAGUGUGGGACUUUCAAACCGCCACGAAGAAUCCGAUCCAGCUGGACUUGCUCCUGCCUAUGUCAGAAGGGCUGACAACCGUGCGGGAGUUUGCAGAACACAUAGACGAGUUGGUGUUGUCGACCCCCCCGCCUCAGACUGUGGAGGACAGCACCAAGCCUGUCCCCCACAAACAACGAGUGCGGGAUGCCUUGCUGGAGCUCUUCCUUCGCGAAGCAAACCAGAGCCUGUACUCGACUGCCGCGCUGAACCGGGCGAUCACACACCUGCUGGAACAUCAAUACCUGGGCGCCGUCAGUACGAUCUUCCUCCGAGCGGAACAUGUCGCCACAGUCGACACCUUCAACAUCAUCCUCCGGGCGCUAGCCAGACGACAGGAUACCCGACUCCUUAGCUACUUCAUGCAGCUCAUGGGCCGGAUGAAAAUCCAGCCUGACUCGUAUACCUGGCUCGCUCUGUUCGACUGCCUGAUCUCGACCAAGACCAGAUCCAGUGCCUUCGAGUACAUGCUCCAGAAGGGCUACCUCGCCCAACCCAAGGCGAUGCGCUCCGCACUACAACUGACCAUCCAAGACCUGUUGACGGUCCACCUGGACAGCGGAAAGAGCGUGGACUCGUUCGUAAACACAGUGAUUACCAAUCACGCCGGCAAUUGGAUGUCGCGAUCGCUGGUCAGCCAGAUGCUCAGCGUCUUCGUCCGGCGAAAAGACCACGCCAGCCUGGACCGCCUGCUGCAGAUCUGCGUGGAGCAAGGCUUCGAGAUCAACAACUCCGCCACCGUCAACCAGAUCGCCCUGAUGUUCCGUUCGCGCGUGUUCCUAGCCCUGCAGCGCGUCUACAAAUGCAUCACCGACACCCCGAACUUCAAACGAGCAUGGGAGCGGCUCUUUUUAACCGCGUACAAGAACCGCCACUACAACGUCUGCCGCGUGUUGUGGCGGUACGCCUGCAUGGACGGAGACAUCACCGUCAAGAUGCGACGCAGCGUCCUCGUCUCACUCGUCCGCAACGUCUCCCUCAAGCGGGGCGAAGACCUCGCCACAGCAUGGAACCUGAGCGCAGGCAAAGUCAUCGUCGGACUCGAUCUCCACCUACCUAAUUACCCCCUGCGCGACCCUCUCCUAAAGCUCGUGCCCGCCGAGUUCCACGAAAACCCAGUCUCGUACCUCAUGAGCGGGUACGCCGCCGUCGGCGAAGACCGCCAACGGCAGCUCGCUGCCGCGAACAUGAUGAUCCAGCGAGACAUCACUGUUGGACCGUGGUACCAGCCCAGCAAGCCGCUCGGCCUCAUGCUGGAGGCGGCGGUGGUGCUGGAUAAACGGCUGAUGUCUGCUCCGAGGCCGACCGCAUGGCUUCUGCAGAAUGCCAUCCAUGUGCCGGUUGAAUUGCGGAAAGACGCUGCCCUGCCGUGA